Molecule: messenger RNA, 1482 nt
Organism: Penicillium brasilianum
Lineage: Eukaryota; Fungi; Ascomycota; Eurotiomycetes; Eurotiales; Aspergillaceae
Source: the annotation of a GenBank genome assembly
CAGAGCUGAACAUCUCUCGUGAGAAAAACAAAGAACUGAUUGUUAUAAGAGUCGUGGAGCUCGUGUCCAUAGCCACCCUCGAUGCCACAUUUUCACUCCUGCGACCUCCCUCCAUCGAAGAUGCUCAAAGAAGCCUGCGAUAACCCGGACAUCUUGUUCGGACUCUCUGAAACAACGCUCGUGUCCUUGAUAUAUCAGGAAUUUCCAGACGAGAUUGACCGACUCCGGCGGGCUUACUCCAUCCGUGACCCUCAAGGAAACCCUCCUGAAAGUCCGUCACCUUCACGCAUUCUUUACCAAGAAGACUACGAUGAAGUCAAUCGCACACUGAUCGGGUUCCUUGCCUUGCGUUGGAUUCACAAUGGCGAAUACGAGGUCUUUGUUGGGUCUCAGCCGCCGGAGCUCCGGUUAACCAGAGAAUCGUUUGACUGGACUCGGGAUUAUUACAAACAAUCAAUCACCGAUGCAAAAACUCUUUACGCCUUGAUCACUUCGAUCAUAAUCAACGAUCUAGGGAAAGACCCUGAGUUAGCCCUAGAUCACCAGAAAUUAACCGGAGAAGAUAUCUCGGACCUCAAUCACGAUCAUAUUCUCCUCAAAGCAUGCGAGUCCGGCCUAGUCCCAUCACUGGACCGACAUUCUGCCCAGGAAAAAGAUGAUUUACUCCUAGGAAUUGAGAUUGGAGCAUUCUUCAACUUUGGGCAGCUGGGCCAGGCGGAGAACGCACCGGUGGCUUUGACGAGUCUACUUCGGAUGGAAGGCCGGCAACGCAGCUUUCAGCUUCGCUUCAUGGAGCAGCUGCUCGACAUUGCGGGUGCCGCAGGCCAUAUGGACUGGACUUGCGCGAAGAAAUUGAACCAGCCUAUUUUUGACUCGUAUCGAAAUGUCUUUCAAGCAUGUUAUAAAGUGAUCGAUGGCACGCUGGACGCCCGCCAAGGAUACGAACAUGUCCUCAUUCGACGUGCAGAAUACAUCCAUAUCAAAGGCUUUCGAUUGUUGAGAGUGGAAAAUGAUCAAUAUGAACGAGCCUUGAUGAGGCUCUUGUGCAUGGGUAACGUGACAACCAAGGAGACUGCGGAGAUGUACGAGUCUGCGUUGGACUCCCUGCAGCCAGCUACCAAGGAUGCCCUCGUGUAUGCUUUGAAUGUGGACGGCUCAGUGGACGAGCCCGCAAUUCAGCCGACAUAUAUGCCUGCUCUACUCAGUCUGAUCAAGAAACCAACAGAAUUGGUUGCGGUGCUCCACUACCUUGCUCGGGUCAUGAGUACGAAGGCUCGGGUAGAUUCUUCGCCAGUUAUUGUUGAGCGGAGCGUGCUUGCGGUUCUGAAGCGACAUAUUGAGGGUGAUGAGUUCCGCGACAAUCCGUCUAUUCUGGAAGAUGUCGAUGUGCCAGAUGACGUGGUUGCACUCACUGUGCAAUGAAGUAAAGGAUGUACGGCAGAAUUAUGUCUAUCCAUCUCAAGCCUACGUAGAAGCCUGUCG